Messenger RNA from Cervus elaphus (red deer), 909 nucleotides. Its product is annotated as serpin B8-like. The record is from RefSeq and is a predicted model, not a curated record. Gene Ontology annotation, biological process: negative regulation of endopeptidase activity. The transcript is spliced from 6 exons. Bases 1 to 909 code for a protein of 302 amino acids. Lineage: Eukaryota; Metazoa; Chordata; Mammalia; Artiodactyla; Cervidae. Gene Ontology annotation, molecular function: serine-type endopeptidase inhibitor activity.
AUGGUUGAGAAUGUGCUCCUUUCUCCCUUGAGCCUCCUGUCCGCCUUGGCUGUGGUGCUUUUCGGGGCCAGAGGAAACAGUGCAUCCCAGAUGGAGAAGCAUGUCCUGGACUUCCUGGUGGCUCAGACGUGUGAAGAUAGAGCAGUCCAUUCACUCAUUCAAGCACUUCUCUAUGAAAUCAGCAAGCCCAGCCAUAGUCAAGUCCGCAUGGCAAGUGAAGUUAAGGAGCUCUUGUUCCCCAGUAGCCUCACAUCCUCCGACCAGUUGGUGCUGGUUAAUGCCAUCUCCUUCAGAGGGGCCUGGAAGUAUGCAUUUCAAAAAGACCAGACUGUGGCCAUGGCUUUCAGAUUGGAUGAGUCUCGAAGCAAAUCUGUCCAGAUGAUGCGUCUGCAAGGGCACUUGAAACUGGGCUCCAUCACAGAGCCUUCAGGGCAGGUUCUGGAGCUGCCCGAUGUGGAGGAUCAUCUGAGUAUGGUCAUCAUCCUACCCAGCAAGGAUGUCGGUCUGGGACAGGUUACCAAAGAGAUCACUCAUGAGAAACUCAAUAACUGGAUAAGCUCAGGCAACAUGAAAGACACAGCUGUGGUCCUGCAUCUGCCCCAGCUCAGGCUCGAGGGGUACCAUGAAGACCUGGCAGCCAUACUGACAGCUCUGGGAAUGGUGGAUGUCUUUGACCGCUCGAGGGCUAACUUGUCUGGCAUAAUUGCAGGAGGAGGCCUCGGGGUCUCCAAGAUAAUCCAUAAGGCCAUGUUGGAGGUUAAUGAGAGUGGUUCAGAGUUCACCCUAACCAACCAAACAAUCAAAGUGGAAAAUCCUGAAAUAAUCAAGGUGGAUCAUCCUUUUCUCUUCUUUAUCUUACACAAGGAAACUAAGAUGAUUCUUUUCUAUGGCAGAGUCUCCAACCCUUAA